AUGGCGGACGCGGCCGGGAAGGCGCAGGCGGCACGCGAGGUGUGCGCGGCGUCGGCGGCCUUCACGUCCUUCCCGCACCGCCGCCGGUCACCGCGCCGCGCGAAAUUGGUCGACUGGUACCUCGUCCUCGCCAUCGGCGAGGCCGCGUCGGAGGACGCCAUCAAGCGGCGCUACCGGCACCUCGCGCUGCAGCUGCACCCGGACAAGAACGGGCAUCCCAAGGCGGAGGUCGCCUUCAAGCUCGUCUCCGAGGCGCACGCGUGCAUGACGGACAAGGCGCGCCGGAGGGCCUUCGACGAUGAGCACGCCACGGCCUUCUGCACGGCAUGCCACGACCGGCUCAGGGCCAGACGCCGCCAGGGCGGCGGCGGCGGCAGGAGGCCGCCCGCGCCGACGACGCAGUCGGCGCUGCGGGAGGUGCAGAACCGACUGCGGGACGAGUGCCGGGUCAUCGACGGCUUCCUGCGCGCCAACGCCGCCGGCGCGCGCAGGCGCCAGUCGUUCCCGCUCUUCGACCCGUCCGACCGGCAGCGCUUCCCGGACUACCCGCACGCCCGGCCACCGCCGCCGUUCGCCGGGUGCCGGCCUUUCGAGGACGACGGAAUCGGGCGCCGGCCAGGGCUGGUGCAGAGACGGCAGCUGCGAGUCGCCGGUGUACCUGGUCAGGACCGCGCCGGAGCGCGCCGCAAGGACGUAGCGCCCCUGGUGGUGAUGAUGCGCUCAGAUCUUUUUUUUUUUUAG
This is a messenger RNA of Hordeum vulgare subsp. vulgare (domesticated barley), 741 nucleotides long. RefSeq lists its product as uncharacterized. The transcript has 5 exons. NCBI's taxonomy places the organism in Eukaryota, Viridiplantae, Streptophyta, Magnoliopsida, Poales, Poaceae. The coding region runs from base 1 to 741 and encodes 246 amino acids. The record is from RefSeq and is a predicted model, not a curated record.